Messenger RNA from Mycena indigotica, 789 nucleotides. RefSeq lists its product as uncharacterized. Lineage: Eukaryota; Fungi; Basidiomycota; Agaricomycetes; Agaricales; Mycenaceae. Bases 1 to 789 code for a protein of 262 amino acids. The record is from RefSeq and is a predicted model, not a curated record. Gene Ontology annotation, molecular function: oxidoreductase activity. The transcript is spliced from 8 exons.
AUGAUCGAUGAUAUAAUCCACUUCUCCUCAGCUAAGACUCAAAUGCCGAGCGCGAUUAUUACUGGGGCCUCUUCAGGAAUCGGCCGCGAGAGCGCAAUCGCGCUGGCCAAAGCAGGCUGGCAUGUCGCCCUCACUGCACGUCGCAAGGAUGCGUUAGAAGAAACCAAACAACUGUGUGGAUCGGACGAAGGACGGACUCUCGUUCUCGCUGGCGACGUGACCGACGAGGAGUUUGUCCGUGCAUUAUUUGAGGAGACAGUGAAGCGAUUCGGUCGUUUGGAUCUCCUGUUCAACAAUGCCGGUGUCGGCGCCCCAGCCAUCCCGCUCGAAGAGCUAUCCUUGGAAACCUUUCAACGCGUUAUCUCUGUAAAUCUUGUGGGGCCAUUCCUUUGUGCACGUGAGGCCGUCCGUGUCUUCAAAGCGCAGAAGCCGAUGGGUGGUCGGAUUGUCAACAAUGGUUCGAUUUCGGCCCACACCCCUCGCCCAUUUUCAGCACCAUAUACCGCUUCAAAGCAUGGCAUCACAGGACUGUCCAAAUGCAUUUCUCUGGAUGGACGAGCAUUCGACAUCACCUGCACGACCCUUGAUAUUGGAAAUGCUGCCACGAAGAUGACGAAACGUAUGGACGACGGUGUACUCCAACCUGAUGGCCGCAUUAUGCCAGAAGCGACUUUCGAUGUGGCUCAAGUUGGUGCUGCGCUGGUUUACCUCGGCAGUCUCCCGCCAGACGUAAACGUGCCCCAUUUCACUAUCAUGGCUAACAAGAUGCCAUUUGCGGGAAGGGGGUAA